This is a messenger RNA of Nematolebias whitei (Rio pearlfish), 2823 nucleotides long. It is a transcript of the gene tmc2a, whose product is annotated as transmembrane channel-like 2a. NCBI's taxonomy places the organism in Eukaryota, Metazoa, Chordata, Actinopteri, Cyprinodontiformes, Rivulidae. Gene Ontology annotation, molecular function: mechanosensitive monoatomic ion channel activity. The record is from RefSeq and is a predicted model, not a curated record. Gene Ontology annotation, biological process: vestibular reflex; detection of mechanical stimulus involved in sensory perception of sound. The transcript has 20 exons. Gene Ontology annotation, cellular component: plasma membrane. Bases 1 to 2823 code for a protein of 940 amino acids.
AUGCCGAGACAAAGGGCCUCCGCCGAGGAAGUCGAGAUCGAUAUAGAAGACGACAGUGAUGACGGUGGCACCAAGAAGAGAACAAACAGAAGACAAGGAGCUGGACGAGGAGCAGGCACAAGAGGAAGAGGCAGAGGCAAAAAGCAAGACAGUGACGAGGACGAAGAGGAUGAGGCUCCAAGGGGGCGAGGAAGAGGAGCAAACAAGAGGAGGCCGGCCAAGAAACGAGGCGGCAAUGACGAUGAGGACGAGAGUGAAGAUGAGGCCCCUAAGAAGAAGAAGGGAGGCGCAGCCAACAGGAAAAAAGGAGGCAAAGCUCAGGACAGUGAUGAGGACGACAGCGAUGAUGGGAAAGGGAAGAAGGGAAAGAAAGGAGGAAAGAAAGGAGGGAAGGAGGAUGAGGAUGGGCCGGGUAAAAAAGGUGGCGCCAAAGGAAAGGACAAGGGCAAAGAUAAGGAUGAUGACAAAAACAAGAAGAAGAAGAAGAAGGAUGACAGUUCAACUGAUUCCAACAUAGACUCGGACGAGGAGGAAGAGGAGUCCAUGUCGGAGGGCGAGAUGGCCAGGCUGAUGGAGGAGGUGGAAGAAAAGAAGAAACUGAUCGCCAACAUCAGGAACAAGCCUUGGCGAAUGAAACGGAGGCUCACCGUUCUAAAGGAGGCGCAGCAGUUUGUGGAUAAGUUUGAAGGAGCUUUGGGUAAAGGAAAAGGCAGGAAGUGGUAUGCCUACAAAGUGAUGAUGACAAAGAAAUGGAUUAAGUUUCAAAGAGAUUUUGAGAAUUUUAGAACUGCCUGUAUCCCCUGGGAGAGGAAAAUCAAAGAGGUGGAAAGCCACUUUGGCUCAUCGGUGGCGUCUUAUUUCAUCUUUCUGCGAUGGAUGUACGGCAUGAACCUCGUCCUGUUCGGGCUAACCUUUGGGCUGGUGGUCAUCCCUGAGGUUUUGAUGGGUCUCCCUUACGGGUCUAUUCCCAGGAAGACUGUUCCCAGAGCCGAGCAGGACACUGCUAUGGAUUACUCUGUUCUCAUGGACUUUAACGGCUACUGUAAAUAUUCUGUCCUGUUCUAUGGAUAUUACAACGACCAGAGGACCAUCGGCUUGCUAAAGUUCAGGCUGCCUCUAUCCUACCUCCUGGUGGGAAUCGGCAGCUUCGGCUACAGCCUGAUGCUUGUGAUUCGCACAAUGGCCAAAAAUGCUGAUGUAGGCGGCGGUGAUGGAGAGGAAGGGGAGUUCACCUUUGGCUGGAAGAUGUUCACAAGCUGGGAUUACCUCAUUGGCAACGCAGAGACCGCUGACAACAAGUACGCCUCCAUCACCACCAGCUUCAAGGAGUCCAUUGUGGAUGAGCAGGAGAACCAGAAGGACGAGAACAUCCACCUGCGACGGUUCCUCAGGGUCUUGGCUAACUUCAUGAUCACCUGUAGCCUCGGUGGGAGUGGCUACCUCAUCUACUUUGUGGUGAAGAGGUCUCAGGAGUUCGCUACAAGGAAUGACCUCAGCUGGUACGAGAAGAACGAGUUGGAGAUUGUUAUGUCCCUGCUGGGCUUGGUGUGUCCUCCUCUGUUUGAGACGAUUGCUGAACUGGAGGACUACCAUCCUCGAAUCGCCCUCAAGUGGCAGCUGGGACGCAUCUUUGCCCUGUUUCUCGGGAACCUCUACACCUUCCUGUUUGCCCUGUUUGAUGAGGUCAACACCAAGCUUGAAGAAGAGCAGUCUAUCAAGAACGCUUCCAUCUGGGCCAUGAAGGAGUACUACGCCAAUUAUUCACGUAUUUUGAACGACACCGAGGCGACUCCACCACCGAUGAGCCCUGCGGAUGUCAUCAGAGGACCCUGCUGGGAAACUUCCGUCGGCAUAGAGUUUGUGAAGCUGACGGUGUCGGACAUUCAGGUGACCUACCUGACCAUCCUGAUCGGUGACUUUGCCAGAGCCGUCAUCGUUCGUUUCCUCAACUACUGCUGGUGCUGGGACCUGGAAGCUGGGUUUCCGUCGUACGGAGAGUUUGACAUCAGUGGAAAUGUUCUUGGGUUGGUCUUCAAUCAAGGGAUGAUCUGGAUGGGUGCGUUUUUCGCUCCUGGGCUCGUUGGCAUCAACGUCCUCCGUCUCCUGAGCUCCAUGUACUACCAGUGUUGGGCCGUGAUGGCCACAAACGUCCCACAUGAGCGAGUCUUCAAGGCCUCCAAGUCCAACAACUUCUACAUGGGUCUGCUGCUCCUCAUCCUCUUCCUGAGCCUGUUGCCUGUGAUCUACACCAUCAUGACCCUACCACCUUCGUUUGACUGCGGACCUUUCAGCGGCAAACCCAAGAUGUUUGACGUGAUCAUGGAAACCAUCAGCACGGACCUGCCGGCCUUCAUGGGGACGCUUUUCAGCUACGCGGCCAACCCAGGCCUCAUCAUGCCAGCGGUGCUGCUCAUGGUGUUGGCCAUCUAUUAUCUGAACUCCGUGUCCAAAGCUUACCAAAACUCCAACAUGGAGCUGAAGAAGAAGAUGCAGAUGGCUCGGGAUGAAGAGAAGAACCGGAGGAACAACAAAGACACCACCAACCAGGUUCUGAAAGACCUGGAGGACCUGAUGCCAAACAAAUCCCUGGCUCCUCCACCAGAACCGGAAAAACCUCCAGAACCGGAGGCGAAGCCCACUAAGACCAAGGCCGGCUCGGCCGGAAAGGGCGUUAAUCUCCAGAAGGACGUGGCUCUGGCUUCCUCCAACCCCGAUGCUCGAGGGCCGGUGAGCCGGCCGCCGAGGCCGAGAGGACAAGGACCGAUGCCGGGUCCAGGUCCUGGAGUGGGUCGAGGCCGCGGGAGGGGAGCUCCUCCCAGAUAA